Antechinus flavipes (yellow-footed antechinus) is the source of this 2304-nucleotide messenger RNA. RefSeq names its product syncoilin, intermediate filament protein (gene SYNC). Gene Ontology annotation, cellular component: cytosol; sarcolemma; intermediate filament. The record is from RefSeq and is a predicted model, not a curated record. Gene Ontology annotation, biological process: intermediate filament-based process. The coding region runs from base 99 to 1799 and encodes 566 amino acids. NCBI's taxonomy places the organism in Eukaryota, Metazoa, Chordata, Mammalia, Dasyuromorphia, Dasyuridae. The transcript is spliced from 5 exons.
UGGGCUGCAAGCUGGUAUUGCAGCUGGCGGCGAGGCGAGGCUCUGGCUGGGAUAUUAAUAACCCCGGGGCUGCAGCUUUCCAUGAGACCCUCCCAGCCAUGGCCAGCGCGGAGGAGCCCCGGGAGGGCGGCCCCUGCGGGGAAGGAGCCGGAGCCGCUGGGCUGGAGAGGGAUUCAGGGGCAGAGGACAAUGCUUCACUCCAAGAGAAGAAAUCUGAAUUCCUGCAAGGGGAAGAGGUCCUGAACCCAGAGAUGACUCUGUCCCUACAGGGGGAUGUCAACUUAGAGGAUAUUUUCUACCUUGGAGCCACAGGUGAUGCUGAUGAUGUGCUCUAUGUAGAAGAGACCUUGAACUCAGAAGAGGAAGCUGAUCCAAGGGAGACACUGUGUGUAAAAGAGACAGUCACCCCAGAGGAGACACUGCAUGUGAGGGAAGAAGUCACCCCAGAGGAGACACUGUGUGUAAAGGAGACAGUCACCCCAGAGGAGACACUAUAUGUAAGAGAGACUGUUACCCCAGAGGAGACACUGUGUGAAAAGGAGACAGUCACCCCAGAGGAGACACUAUAUGUAAGAGAGACUGUUACCCCAGAGGAGACACUGUGUGUAAAGGAGUUAGUUACCCCAGAGGAGACACUGUGUGAAAAGGAGACAGACACCCCAGAGGAGACAUUGCAUCUGAGGGAAGAAGUCACUCCAGAGGAGACACUGUAUGUAAGGGAGACAGUCACCCCAGAGGAGACACUGCAUGAGGUAGAGAGAGUUGAUGCAGAGGAGACAACUGCACCGGGGGAGAAAGCCCAUUGUGAGGAGAACCUUGUUUCCAAGGAGAGCCUCAGGGUUGAGGACAGCCUGAGUCCAGAGGAGCUGGAGCUUCUGGAAUGCCGUUUCCAGCAGUGCAUUGAAGCUGUGGCUCAGUUGGAGGAGGAGCGGGACAGUCUCAUCCAUGAGCUGGUGCUGCUUCGAGAGCCGGUUCUGCAGGAGGUGCAGAAGGUCCACCAGGAUAUUCUGGUUGCCUACAAGCUCCAUGCCCAAGGGGAGCUGGAGUGUGAUGGGCUAAGGGAGGAGAUCCGGGUGGUGAAGCAAAAGCUGUUCAAGGUGACAAAAGAAUGUGUAGCUUGCCAGUACCAGCUGGAGUGCCGGCAGCAGGAAGUCGCCCAGUUUGCCGCCUGCCAGGACGAACUCACCGCUCGUGUUGCCCAGCUGUCUGAGGAACUGACCCAGCUCAAAGACACAUGUGAGAAACAGAAAGGGCAUUUUCGGCAGCAGCUGGAAGCCCCUCGGGGUCAGGGGGAUAGCCAUUUUCUACAGGAGAGCCGGAGGCUCUCUGCUGAGUUUGAGAGUUUCAUGGCAGAAAGCCGCCAGGGCCUAGAAGAGGAGUAUGAACCUCAACUGAUGCGACUUCUCGAGAGGAAGGAUGCUGGGGCAAAGGCACUACAGAAAACACAGGCAGAAAUUCAAGGGAUGAAGGAGACCUUGAGACCACUACAAGCAGAAGCCAGACAACUCCGUUUGCAAAACAGGAACCUAGAAGACCAGAUCUUGCUUGUGAGACAGAAGCGAGAUGAGGACGUGAAACAAUACAGGGAACAGAUGGAAGAAAUGGAAGACAGUCAGAGGCAAUUGAAAAGCAGAGUCCAACUCCAGGAGCAGAAGAACAAAGAGAUGGAGGAGCUUAGGAUCAGCCUCACUGAAGAGCUCUCUAUUUAUAAGGCUAUGCUACCCAAGAAGUCAGAGCAGCUCGAGGCCCCCACUCCUGCGGGAAGUGGAACGGAGACACAGUCUCAAGGAGCUGUUUAGAAAUCUAUGGCCGACUCUGUAAUCCAGAAACAAAAGACAAAACCUCCUAAUGAAGGAGCACUAAAGCCUCACUGGACGUUUUUUCUUUGCGGUGUGAAAGGGAGUAUGAGGAACCUGGUGAAAUGUUCUGUCCCGUGAAGGAGUAAACACUGGUCUGUCAGUUUUACAGACUCGCUGCCCCCCCCCCCCCAGAAGCAGAAUACUGGGCAACCCUCAGCUUAUAGGGUAUAGAGCUUACUGCACUGAAGAAUGGAAGCACCUGCUGCCCCCAGCAGACAAUGUGCACGCUAUGAAAAGGACACGACGACGACCAAUGUAUGCCUUGUGAUGUUCUGGAGCAGAAAUUGUUGCCUUACUUUGACUCAAAGCUCUAAGCCUUUUUAAGGCAGAGCAAAUGUCAACAAGGCAGCCUAUUUUAAUCAAGUGAAGUUUUAAAGUUUGAUUUAUUCAUGCCACAAGUGUCUGACUUUAAAUAGAAGUUUUUCUUAAAGCUAAGCAUUCAUAA